Messenger RNA from Porites evermanni, 693 nucleotides. The record is from the annotation of a GenBank genome assembly. Lineage: Eukaryota; Metazoa; Cnidaria; Anthozoa; Scleractinia; Poritidae.
AUGGCUAAAAUGGAAAAGAUACAUGAUGCCGAACACAAGCACAAGAAGGUUAAGUUUGGUUUGCGUUCCGAAGACGUUCCUGCUCAAUUCCGCGAAAUGUUUAUUUGCUCUGCUUAUCGCAAACCUUACGGUUCUGCUUUGGACUGUGUCAAAAGUGCUUUUCAGCUGCGAAACGAAACCGUCAACGUUUGGACGCACUUUGUUCCGUUUCUGCUUUUUCUCGUGCGCUUCGCGUCCUUAUUUUGGAAGUACGGCAUCACCGACACUUACGCCUACCCUUUGCAGUCGUUCGCUAUUGGAAUAUGUGGAUUUUUGUUGAUGAGUUCUGGCGCUCAUCUGUUCAAUUCCAUGUCUCCUAGAGUUCGCCACAUUUGUUUCUUUUUCGAUUAUGCAGCGAUAAGCGUGUAUAGUGUUGGAGCAGGACAAGCAUUUUAUUUCUACAGUCGCUCGUUCGAUAGCAAUAAAAUGCUCUUCAGUUCUUCGACCAUUUUUCUCAGCGUUUCUUGUCUCAUCUCUGUUUUGUCAACUGUAGUUUGUUGUGCCUCUCGACACCGAUGGUCAAAGAUGAAGUACGUUACUAGAACAUUUUGCUUCGGGGUUGCCUUUCUGUGCAAUAGCGCUCCAUAUUUGCAUCGCCUUCUCGUGGAACCGUCUGCUACACUUGAAACAGAGCACGAGCAACUGGCUUUUUAG